GACUGGAACAUGCACCACUGUUGCUUGGCAGAGGGCGUUCCCCGAAUUGCCGGCAACUCCCGGAUCUCAGGCUUGGCCUUCCCCUACGGGGCCUACACAGCUGAGUCAUCCCCAGGCUCCCGGCAGACCCAGCUGUGGCGCUUCAUCCUGGAGCUGCUGCAGAAGGAAGAGUUCCGCCAUGUCAUCGCCUGGCAGCAGGGAGAGUACGGGUUUGUCAUCAAAGAUCCAAAUGAAGUGGCUCGCCUCUGGGACCAUAGGAAGUGCAAACCACAGACGAAUUAUGACAAGCUGAGCGGGGCGCUCAGAUAUUACUACAAUAAGAAGGUCCUGCACAAGAACAAAGGCAAAAGAUUCACUUGCAAGUUCAACUUCAGCAAGCUCAUCAUAAUCAGCUAUCCUCUAUGGGAGGUGCAGGCGCCACCAACCCCCAACCUGCUGCUGAGGGCCUCUGCCUUGCUUCGGCCAGCCCUGGUGCCCAUGGGCAUGCAGAGUGAGCUCCUGUACAGCAUGCUGCUCACCCACUGGGUCAUGGUGGAGUGGACGGCUGGACAGCGGAUGCCCUGAGGGCCACCAGAAGCCUCUGAGGAUAAGAAGGGGAGAAGCAGCAGUGUCUACCAUGAGUGCUUGGGACUGGACUUGGGCUCUGCCUCCACCCGCUGCCUGCUCUGCCCUUGCUGCCAUUUGGGGGCCCUCCCAGAUCUGCCCAGUUUUGCCUCCUUCACACCUCCCCUUCCACUCUCUCUCCCCUCCAAUUGUACCUGCCUCUCAGGGCCCUUCUUGCCCCCUCUCCUCCCAGAGCAGCAGUUUCCGAGGUCCUCCAAGCCAGAGAGCCUGCUCCCGGGGCCCAUAGCUGGUGCCCCAGGAAAAUGCUGGUGCCCCCUAGCAGCAUGGCAUUUUCCAGGGCUUCCCAUUGGCUGAGCUGGGACAGGGGCUGGUGAGAAGCUCAGGUUCUUCUCUUUUAGGCCAGAGAUGUUGGAGGUAAAGCCGUACCCCCAAAAGGGGGCAAAGGGAUGCCUGGAUCCCUGGCAGGCCUUUUCCUUAGAGGUGCAGGGGCCCAAAACUGGGGAGAAAAAUCCUGUGUCCCCCAAUUUGGAUAAUUUUGAAGCAGCAUGGACCUUGCAUCCUCCUUAA
Messenger RNA from Pteronotus mesoamericanus, 1131 nucleotides. It is a transcript of the gene ETV3L, whose product is annotated as ETS variant transcription factor 3 like. Gene Ontology annotation, biological process: regulation of transcription by RNA polymerase II; cell differentiation. NCBI's taxonomy places the organism in Eukaryota, Metazoa, Chordata, Mammalia, Chiroptera, Mormoopidae. Gene Ontology annotation, molecular function: DNA-binding transcription factor activity, RNA polymerase II-specific; sequence-specific DNA binding. Gene Ontology annotation, cellular component: nucleus. The record is from RefSeq and is a predicted model, not a curated record.